UGCGAUCUUGGAGCGCUGGAGGAGCGGAGCUAGCUCGUGUAGAUCGGCCGCGCAUUGCUGGAUCCAGAGAGGUGAGCGCAUUCUUCCUAGGGUUUUGGAGAUGAGAAAGCGAUCGAUGCAAGAAUCGAGCGAAGGGGAGGAGGAAGAGAAGCGGCUGCGCAGCUGCGUCGUGGAUUAUAGCUCUCUCACUCCAUCCGCUGCUAGGCCAAUCGAUCACCAGGUAGAAGAAGGCGCCGCCGACGAUCAUCACCUCAAGUUCUACCAGGUUCGGCUCCAAGAUCAGCUCCACGAAUUCCUGGACAAGACAGUGGAGAUUAUCCGCGCGGAGGAGGAGCCAGAUCGUCCAGUGGCUGCUCCAUCCCAGGAAGAAGACGAUGGAUUCCAUCUCUUUGGGAAAGCUCCGGCUGGGAUAACGAUGAUAGAGAGAGUCAGGGAUGGAUCUCUAGAGCACAGGGCUAGUGGCAAACGCUACAUUCACAGUACAAGGGGGUGCUUUUCUAGUGGCAAGAACUCGUUAGAGAAUGUAGUGAUCGAUGGUGAGAGUGUGAGAGUAGAGGCUGAGAAGGCGAGAGAGAAGGCUCUGGCGGCAUGGCAGCCUUUAAAAUCCUGGCGAUUGUUGCAGGGCGUCUAUAAAAAUCUCGUCGCGAAAAGAAUGGGAGGUGUGUUUGCUGCUGCUAUACUGCUGCUUGGACGUGUUUUGGAUUACGACUCCUUGCGAGGAGGCAUGGCCUGCCUGGCUGCUUUGUUCUGCUCCUCAUAACUUACAUGUUGCCAAAAACUUUCUCUAUAAAAUCUUUCUUCUCGGGUUUUUAAAAUGGAAAGGAGAUUAUGAAGUCGUA
Molecule: messenger RNA, 839 nt
Organism: Selaginella moellendorffii
Lineage: Eukaryota; Viridiplantae; Streptophyta; Lycopodiopsida; Selaginellales; Selaginellaceae
Exons: 2
Coding region: 101-760 (219 amino acids)
Source: RefSeq, a predicted model, not a curated record